AGGGGCCUCCCGGUGCGUGUAUUCGAGUCCGGCCCGGGUCUCCGCCGCGAGGGCGCCGCGCUCUCCUUGUGGGCCAAUGCGUGGCGGGCGCUGGAUGCACUGGGGGUAGGGGAGGAGCUCAGAAGGGGCCACGUGCUGCUGAUACGAGUUGAGUUGUGUUCGUCUGGAGGUGAGCUGCUCCGCGCCUUUGACCUGAGCGAGUGUGACGUGGGGCCGGAGAAUUGCGAAACACGGGGCCUUAUGAGGUCCACCCUGCUACAGGCAUUGUACGACAACUUACCGGACCGCGAGGCCGUUGUUGAGUUUGGGACAACAGUUCGGGAGGUGCUGACACCGCAGGCGGGAGAUGGGCAGGGUCCUAUCGCCGUACGGCUAAGCGAUGGUCGUAUUGUGUACGGCAGCGUGCUGAUUGGAUCGGAUGGUGUGGGUAGUGAAGUGGCUCGGUACCUGCAGCUCCCCAGUGCCAGCUACCGAGAAUCACUUGUGGGGUGGUUGCGUCAUCGCUUAGAGACGCCGCUAGCACCGGUACCCGUACCCGUACCUGCACCCGUACCCGUUACUCGUACCCGUACCUGCACCCGUACCUCUCAAUGUCCCUCGGCGAGAAGGUACUCGGGCUAUUGCGCCUAUCGGGGAGUGGCGACAUUUCCAGAUCCUGGUCCUUGGGAUCUAGAUUCGGGAGCGGCGGGGGCGGCGCGGGAACCUGAAUCUGGAUCUGGAUCUGGUCCCGGCGGCCUUUCGUUCAACACGAUUCGUCAGAUUUGGGGUGCGGGAGUUCGCGCGGGGAUGUACCCGAUCACCCGCAACUCAGUUUACUGGUUCACCUGCUACAAUGAGACUGAGCGAGCUGCAUCGCAGCCGCCAGCAAGUCCCGAAGACAGGCGCCGCGCCGCGCUCGAGUCGGUUGCCGGCUGGAAUCCCUCUAACGGUAUCCGUACAGCCAUUGCGGCCACAAGCCCGGAGGACAUUACGUGGAGCCGUAUUUCGGACCGGUGGACUGUUGGCGCCUUCGGGCGGGGGUUGGUGACGCUGGUGGGGGAUGCCGCGCACCCCAUGACCCCCAAUCUUGGUCAAGGAGGCUGUACGGCACUGGAGGAUGCCGUACAGCUGGCUCGACGUCUUGGAGCGCUGGCGAAGGGCGCUGGCGCUACGGGCUCAAGCCCGCUCUCACCAGCUGACGUGGCCUCAGCCCUCCGGUCGUACGAGUAUGAACGAUCGUCCCGCUGCCUGCCGAUUGCCGUACGGUCCAACCUGAUGGGUACAGCGCUCCAAAACCCCCUGCCACCUGUAGUUCUCGCCCGUAACGCCUUCGUACGACUUGCCUUUUCGCCGGGACAUUUCUUGGAUCAUACACUGUACGACUGCGGCCGACUGGACGAGCUGCAAUAA
Messenger RNA from Volvox carteri f. nagariensis, 1389 nucleotides. RefSeq lists its product as uncharacterized. The annotation marks the transcript as partial. The transcript has 9 exons. Gene Ontology annotation, molecular function: FAD binding. The record is from RefSeq and is a predicted model, not a curated record. NCBI's taxonomy places the organism in Eukaryota, Viridiplantae, Chlorophyta, Chlorophyceae, Chlamydomonadales, Volvocaceae.